Messenger RNA from Prunus persica (peach), 1856 nucleotides. Its product is annotated as receptor-like serine/threonine-protein kinase At2g45590. Gene Ontology annotation, molecular function: protein kinase activity; ATP binding. Lineage: Eukaryota; Viridiplantae; Streptophyta; Magnoliopsida; Rosales; Rosaceae. The record is from RefSeq and is a predicted model, not a curated record. Gene Ontology annotation, biological process: protein phosphorylation.
ACCAAAAUCAAAAUGACAGAACCCAAUUUAAUAAGUGAGUAAAAUUAGGGUGAAAAAAAUAUGUAACUCAACCCAUAAAAUUUGCCGACCUCUCAAACUCAGAAAACAACAAAACGAAGCUAAAAAAAGCACACUGCCCCCAACCACGCGCUUCCCCCAGCGCGUUAGAUCCGUAUUCCCCCUAGUGGACCCCCCAACCCACGUGGCUGACCAAAGGUAGCGCGUAAGAUAACAGUAACAACCAGAAAACUACCUAUCCUCCAGACUAUCACAGUCAUCCCUCGGACAGCUGUAAACGAAAAAUGACCACCCAAUAGAAAACAAGCCCGUGGAAAAGUAUCAAGCUUAUUGGACCGUCGGCGUAUAUAAUCACAGCCAUUUCAGUUCUUAAUUUCUCUUACCUUCCAUUUUCAGUGGACUAUCCAUACUUGAAGCCUACUCUCGAACAAACUCCACACUCAAAAUGACUGGUUUAACUAACUAAAACGCCCCUCCGUUUCCCUCUUAUUUACAACCAUGCCAUCCCGACCUCCACCAUCUUCCCCACCCAUCCACCACGUCCACCACCGCCACCUCCUCCUCCCUCUCCUGACCGUAACCAUAACCCUAGCCUUUAUCUCCCUACUCUCCUUCCUCAUCUUCCUCUACCGCAAGCUCUCCUACAACCGCACGACGCCGUUCGACCACCACCAUAGCAGCGCCACUGCCACACCCACCACCACUCCCACCACCCCCACCACCGCCACCAACACCAAGAAGAAUAACAACAACCGGUUCUCUUACUCUGCUAUCCGGCGAGCCACCGGUUCGUUCUCGGCGUCGAACCGGCUCGGCCAUGGCGGGUUUGGGUCGGUCUACAAAGCCACACUCCCCUCCGGCCAAUCCCUAGCCGUGAAGCUCAUGGACUCCACUGGCUCUCUGCAAGGCGAACGGGAGUUCCACAAUGAACUCUCCAUAGCUUUGAACCUCACCAAUCCUCACAUACUCUCUCUCCACGGCUUCUCCACCGACAGACGCGGACGGAAGCUCUUGUUGGUGUACGAGCUCAUGCCGAAUAGGAGCCUGCAGGAGGCUCUAUUGGAUCGCAGUGUCCGGAGCUGCCUGGUUUGGAAGAAGAGGUUCAGUGUUGAUUUGGGGCAAGAGAGGAAGAAGAGGAAGAUCAUUAACUCCAGCCUUACACGGAGUAUUGAUUGGUGGUUGGAUGGAUUGGGUGGUGAAAUUAGAAGUGGGAGGAGGAAUAGCCAAGAUUGGGGUAGUACUUGUGGUGGUGAUGUUCCAAAGAGUGGUGGUAUUAGUAGCACACCAAGCAUGAGAGGCACAGUUUGUUAUGUUGCCCCUGAAUAUGGUGGCGGUGGGCAGCUCUCUGAGAAAUGUGAUGUCUAUAGCUUUGGGGUAUUGGUUUUGGUCUUGAUUUCGGGUCGGAGGCCUCUUCAAGUCACGGCCUCCCCCAUGUCAGAAUUCGAGAGGGCCAAUCUAAUUUCAUGGGCCAGGCAGCUUGCUCGAAAUGGGAAGCUUUUGGAUCUUGUCGACCAGUCUAUACAUUCUUUAGAUAAGGAAGAGGCAUUGCUUUGUAUCACAAUUGCAUUGCUAUGUCUGCAGAGAACACCGGGCAAGCGGCCAACGAUGAAGGAGAUUGUGGGGAUCCUUUUGGGUGAAGCAGAGCCACCCCAUUUGCCCUUCGAGUUUUCACCUUCCCCGCCUUCCAAUUUUCCGUUCAAGUCCCGGAAAAAGGCCCGGUGAGUUUGUGGGAUUUUGUUAACUGUAGAGUGUACUUUUGUAGGUCCUUUCUAAUUAUCAUGUUUUGUAGAAAUUCAUGCUUUAAAGGAAAGAAAAGUUGCAUCAUAUUCAUAAACUCA